This is a messenger RNA of Clonostachys rhizophaga, 1410 nucleotides long. NCBI's taxonomy places the organism in Eukaryota, Fungi, Ascomycota, Sordariomycetes, Hypocreales, Bionectriaceae. The record is from the annotation of a GenBank genome assembly.
AUGGCCUUUCAACCAAGUUUUUCCCUGUCGGAGGUCUUGGCCGUCGCCAAGAUUCAUCCUUUCUACAAUCAUGAGGUAAAAUAUCCUCCCGGAGCAGAUGUCAUCAAGGCAACUAGACAGCAUUUAUCGGGGCGAAAUGAAGAGGCCGAUUUGCUCACCCAGCCUUUACUAUGGAAGCGGGAUCUCUACUCUGUAAUCGGACGGCUCAUAGCUGAUACAAGUCCCCUAAACACGUUCCGGCAGAGCGUGUACACGAGUACAACAGGCGGCGGAUCGAACUCCAAGCCUUUGUUUUUCGCCACCGAUGUGCACGAAAACCGUAACCACAGGGCAGCCUUCGGACGUUUUCUCCGGACAAUCGGGCUCAUCGAGCAAAACGACUGGGUUCUGACCACCCACUCAUCGGGUGAAUUAUAUAGGUCACUCGAUCUCACAUUGGAAAUCCUGGAGAAUGCAGGUGCUUCCGUCCUAGCAGCAGGUCAUCACAUGCCUCCUGCUGCUGUUGUGAAACUCUUGAUACAGUACCACAUCAAUGUCUUGAGUGGCGACUCGAGUCAGGUUGUGUCCAUGGUACACUACAUCUCAACUCUGACGGCAUCGGAACGUGAGCGAGUCAAAAUUAACAAGAUCAUUUACACCUCGGAAGGACUCUCGCCAUCACAGAGAGCACAUGUCCGAGGUGUCCUAGGAUCCGAGGUCAAGAUAUGCUCUUUCUUGGGCAGCGCUGAGGGUGGCCCCUACGCAGCCAGUGGUCCAUCUUUGAUCGAAGCUCAAUCUACCGAUACUGUAUCCUACCAAGACUUCGUCGUCGACAACCGAAUUACCAAGAUUGAAAUCUUGCCUUCGACGGUAUCGGAAGAUGACGUAGAUCAAACGCCUCAGCCAUUGAGGAAUGGAGAGCAGGGUGUGAUCGCCCAAACCUCCCUCACACGUCUACGUAAUCCCGUCGUGAGGUACAUCACUGGCGAUAUUGGCUCACUCCAUGAACUGCCAGCAAAAGCGCGUGCUAUCAUCCCAGAAUCGGAUUGGAAGCAUAUGUAUAUCCUCCGCCUGCAGGGUCGUGAUCGUCGCUUCAGCUUUGAGUGGAACGGUUGCUACUUUGAGUUUCGUAACCUUGACACAAUGAUGAACGAUGCACAAUUCGAAAUCCUGCAGUGGCAGGUCAUCCUGGACAAGAUGGAGCUUUCCAAGAACCGCCUCUUGGAGAUCCGUGUCCUUGCUCCUCAGCAGGAGACGAAUUCUGGACUUGGCCGGCGAGAAUUGAUUGAGAAUCGCAUUCGGGGAUUCUUUCAGGUAGAUGAUGCGCACGGGGAUGCCUUUCGACUUACCUUCGUCGACAGCAUACCUGAGUUCGAUCUCAGCACUGGUGGACGAAAAGUAGUCAAGUUCAUCGACCGUUUCUCUUCAUAA